GGAGCUUUCCCAGGGACGGACCCAGUCGCCCUUAAGAAAUAAAACUGCAUACAGACACCGUCUGUGGUGCAAGGAAACUUCUGGCAUGGGCAGCUUGGGGAUAAGGGUUGCUUAAUUCUUUAAAUGUCUGUGGUAAUUAAGCACGGGCACAAAUCGGAGACCGGCCUGUUAGGAUGUCCUGCAGUGAGCUCUGGUCGGAGAUCCGUGAUCCUGGAUGGCAGAGCUGGGAUUUGUCACGCCUGAGCGGCUCCUCGCCCCACCUGGUAACAUUCCUUGGGGGAUUCUUACUCUGGCACUCAGGGGAAGGAGCGGAGGCUUGCAGCAGAGGGAGGACUGGCGGCUGAAAAUACCCCAACUCCUCAAAAAAAAAUCUCCCCUUUGGCGGUGAGAGAGAGUGGUGUUUGGGGGUUCCCCCCCUCAAAGGGUACAGUGCUGCAUCUAGUGUCUUAAAUCAGAUGCCCCUUGGGUGUUACUGUGAUUUUGUGCUUGUAGAAAUAAAAUGUGACUGCUGAGUUAAAUAGUUCUGAAUGGCUUGUGCCAAAUGAAUUGCCAAGGUAAUGCAUAGAACAGCUUAAGUCACUGUAUUAAAAUGAUGCUGAAGCACUUUCCUUUCUCUGACCCCCACCUCAGAGGCCAAAAAUGCCAAAGAGGUGGCCCAACAGAAUACAGAUGGAUCCCAGCCACCUGCUGGCCACCCCCCUGCUGGUGCUAGCCAGAGCUCUGCUACCAAGUGCCCGUUCCUGGCAGCUCAGAUGAAUCACAAGAACAGUAAUGUUUUCUGCAAAGCCAGCCUAGAACUCCAAGAAGAUGUGCAGGAAAUGCAGGUGGAGAGGAAAGGUACAGAAUUUGCCAAAAUACCAACUACUUCCACAGUGAGAAACAUUGAGACUGAGAGAGAAGAGUGGAGUGGCUUGCUCAAGAAGUUUAAUGAUAUUGUGCUGAAGCAAAGACCAGAAAGCGUGUCUCAUCUGCUUCAGGAUAACUUGCCAAAAUCUGUAUCCACCUUCCAGUAUGAUCAGUUCUUUGAGAAAAAGAUAGAUGAAAAGAAGAAGGAUCACACCUACCGAGUAUUCAAAACAGUGAACCGAAAGGCACAAAUCUUUCCCAUGGCCGAUGACUAUACUGAUUCUCUAAUCACCAAGAAAGAGGUGUCUGUCUGGUGCAGCAAUGAUUACCUGGGGAUGAGUCGUCACCCUCGUGUGUGUGGAGCAGUUAUGGAUACACUGAAACAACAUGGUGCUGGAGCAGGAGGCACAAGAAAUAUUUCGGGAACAAGUAAAUUUCAUGUUGAUUUGGAGAAAGAACUAGCUGAUCUUCAUGGAAAGGAUGCAGCACUGUUGUUCUCAUCUUGCUUUGUAGCCAAUGACUCCACCCUCUUCACUCUAGCUAAGAUGCUGCCAGGCUGUGAGAUCUACUCUGAUUCUGGAAACCACGCCUCCAUGAUCCAGGGGAUCCGAAACAGCAGGGUGCCAAAACACAUAUUUCGCCAUAACGAUGUCAACCACCUUCGAGAGCUAUUGAAGAAGUCUGAUCCAUCUACCCCUAAAAUUGUUGCAUUUGAAACAGUUCACUCAAUGGAUGGUGCAGUCUGUCCUCUGGAAGAGCUGUGUGAUGUGGCCCACGAGCACGGGGCAAUCACUUUUGUGGAUGAAGUGCAUGCCGUGGGGCUGUAUGGAGCUCGAGGUGGUGGUAUAGGAGACCGGGAUGGAGUCAUGCACAAGAUGGACAUCAUCUCUGGAACGCUUGGCAAAGCAUUUGGUUGCGUAGGAGGAUACAUCUCCAGUACAAGUUCUCUGAUAGACACUGUUCGUUCGUACGCUGCUGGCUUUAUUUUCACAACGUCCCUGCCACCCAUGCUCUUAGCUGGUGCCCUAGAAUCCAUCCGAACUCUAAAGAGCGCGGAGGGACAAGUUCUGAGGCGCCAGCACCAACGCAAUGUGAAGCUUAUGAGACAGAUGCUGAUGGAUGCAGGGCUUCCUGUGGUGCACUGCCCCAGCCACAUCAUUCCAAUAAGGGUUGCAGAUGCUGCUAAAAAUACAGAUAUCUGUGACAAGCUGAUGAGCCAGCACAGCAUCUAUGUCCAAGCAAUCAACUACCCCACGGUUCCCCAUGGAGAAGAGCUGCUACGUAUUGCCCCUACGCCUCACCACACCCCUCAGAUGAUGAGCUAUUUUCUUGAAAAACUGCUGGCAACAUGGAAGGAUGUUGGUCUGGAGCUGAAACCACAUUCAUCAGCUGAAUGCAACUUCUGCAGAAGACCCCUACAUUUUGAAGCGAUGAGUGAACGGGAAAGAUCCUACUUCAGUGGCAUGAGCAGACUAGUAUCUGUCAGUGCAUGAAAGUAAUGGUGUUAGUUGUGUUCUUGUCUAGUUCUAGUACCCAGUCAGUAGCAUUUUUAAAUUCCUUAAUAAGUAUUUUAAUCAUAG
This is a messenger RNA of Egretta garzetta (little egret), 2426 nucleotides long. RefSeq names its product 5'-aminolevulinate synthase 1 (gene ALAS1). Gene Ontology annotation, cellular component: mitochondrion; mitochondrial matrix. Gene Ontology annotation, molecular function: pyridoxal phosphate binding; 5-aminolevulinate synthase activity. The transcript is spliced from 9 exons. Bases 753 to 2339 code for a protein of 528 amino acids. The record is from RefSeq and is a predicted model, not a curated record. Gene Ontology annotation, biological process: heme biosynthetic process; erythrocyte development; hemoglobin biosynthetic process. NCBI's taxonomy places the organism in Eukaryota, Metazoa, Chordata, Aves, Pelecaniformes, Ardeidae.